Chenopodium quinoa (quinoa) is the source of this 867-nucleotide messenger RNA. Its product is annotated as RNA polymerase II C-terminal domain phosphatase-like 4. The coding region runs from base 1 to 867 and encodes 288 amino acids. Gene Ontology annotation, molecular function: RNA polymerase II CTD heptapeptide repeat phosphatase activity. NCBI's taxonomy places the organism in Eukaryota, Viridiplantae, Streptophyta, Magnoliopsida, Caryophyllales, Amaranthaceae. The record is from RefSeq and is a predicted model, not a curated record. The transcript has 2 exons.
AUGGCAGUUCAAAACUUAAAGCCUAAUGUUAAUUCAUCUUCUUCAAUUCAUAAUGCUGAUUUGAUUAAAAGUGUUCGUGAUAAAAAUUUAAAGAGUUUAUUGGCGCGGCAGAAGCUCCAUCUUGUUCUUGAUUUAGAUAAUACUCUUCUUCACUCGAAUCCUAUGAUAAAGUUAACCAAAUACGAUCGUGAUUAUUUACAACGCUCUGGACAUAAUGAUCAUUGGGUUACAAAAUUGAGGCCUAAUGCUGAAACGUUUCUUAAAGAAGCCAGCGCACUAUUUGAGUUUUCAAUUUUAACGUUUGGAACUCGCAAAUACGCAAGGAAAAUGCUUAAACUACUUGAUCCCGAGGAGUUGUAUUUUGCUAAUUCACAAGUGAUCGCAAGAGAGGAUAUCCGUUCAAAACCAUUGAAGAAGGGGUUCGAUCUUGUAUUGUCACACGAAAGGGUUGUUUUAGUGGUUGAUGAUAUAAAAGAAGUAUGGGAAGACGACAAUGCUAAGAAUUUGAUCAAAAUAGCUCCGUACAAGUUCUUUGAUGAUGAAUCCUCGAGUAAGAAAUCUUGGUCACGAAAUUGGGCAGAUGAAAGUGAAAAGUACGGAGAACUCGCUAGGGUUUUAAGAGAGUUAAAGAAGACACACAAAGAAUUCUACAACAUAGAGGAUGAACAAGAUUAUGAAAGUCGUGAUGUAAGAGAUGUAAUUGAAGAGGUAAAGAGAAAGUUCCUUUUGCAAGGGACUAAAGAAGGGACGAGUAAACAUGCAAAGGAAAUGAUUAAUGAGAUUGAUGAAUGCUUCAAAUCAAUGGGGUUGAAUUGUCGUACAAAUGGACCAAACGUUAUAGUUCAGACUAAUCAUAUGGUUAUGUAA